Messenger RNA from Tribolium madens (black flour beetle), 2673 nucleotides. It is a transcript of the gene Med, whose product is annotated as mothers against decapentaplegic homolog 4. Lineage: Eukaryota; Metazoa; Arthropoda; Insecta; Coleoptera; Tenebrionidae. The coding region runs from base 201 to 1991 and encodes 596 amino acids. Gene Ontology annotation, cellular component: heteromeric SMAD protein complex. Gene Ontology annotation, molecular function: RNA polymerase II cis-regulatory region sequence-specific DNA binding; I-SMAD binding; DNA-binding transcription factor activity, RNA polymerase II-specific. The record is from RefSeq and is a predicted model, not a curated record. Gene Ontology annotation, biological process: transforming growth factor beta receptor signaling pathway; BMP signaling pathway; anatomical structure morphogenesis. The transcript has 7 exons.
CCUUACAGACUUCCAACAGUUAUCUCAUUCUUUCAUAUCCUUUAUAGAUAUAGAGGAGAAAAGAAAUAAGAAAUUGGGUAGCUAGUUGAGUAAUGAUGUAAACUGAAACAAAGUGGAAAACGCGGUCUAGAAAUUAAGCGCCGGUUUGUUGUUGAAAUAAGUUUUUGCGGAAGCAAGUAGGUAGUGUAAAAGUGAAAAUAAUGGUGGGGCUUUCUACAGGACACAUAUUUUCUACAGGUUCUUCAAAAGAAGUUGGAGAUAUGUCAGGGUUAGCCACAACAGCACCCUCAUCCGCUGACGCCUGCCUAAGCAUUGUGCACAGUCUGAUGUGCCACAGACAAGGGGGAGAAAGUGAAGGCUUCGCCAAACGUGCAAUUGAAUCGCUUGUUAAAAAAUUAAAGGAGAAACGGGACGAGUUGGACUCGCUUAUCACUGCUAUCACCACCAGUGGGGCACAUCCGAGCAAGUGUGUCACAAUUCAAAGAACUCUCGAUGGUCGUCUGCAGGUCGCUGGACGCAAAGGCUUUCCUCAUGUGAUCUAUGCUCGAAUUUGGCGAUGGCCCGACCUCCACAAAAACGAACUCAAACACGUGAAAUAUUGUCAGUUUGCGUUUGACUUAAAGUGUGACUCAGUAUGUGUGAAUCCCUAUCAUUAUGAGCGGGUAGUGUCCCCCGGCAUUGAUCUUUCUGGACUUACGUUACAAUCUGGAACAGCUCGAUUAGUGAAAGAUGAAUACACCGCUGGACCGGUCCCUGGUGGCAGCAUGGAUGUAGAUGGCGAAAUCGGUAUUGAAGUCUCCCAGACCAUUCAACACCAACCGCCACAACAAAAUUUUGCCCUGAGCGGACUUCAAGCACCUUCCACAAGUGAUCAGGGAAUGUAUAAUUCACCAAACAGACCAGUUAUGGGACAUCCCGUACCUAAAAUUGAAGGGGGAGUUGACGCAUGUUCCAGAUCUAGUUGGUUACCGCACAUGCAUAUACCUCAUCGUGGAAAUAACCCUCCGGUGUCGCCCCAUUUGCAACAGAACGGCUUUAACAACUCCACUCACACAACAACAACUGUUGUGAACAACAACGGUGGUACUAUAAGCGGCAGCCAACCUGCGGCUACGGCCACUAUGGGCCAAUCUUUUACUGGUGCUGGUGGUACUUGGACCGGAUCUAACACGUUAACCUACACCCAAUCAAUGCAGCCUCCUGAUAACCGUACCCAUCACACAGCUUAUUGGAAUACGAACCAGUGUAACGACGUAAACAUCGCCGGUUUGUUGUCCACUCAACCGGCCCCCGAGUACUGGUGUUCGGUCGCCUACUUCGAGCUGGACACUCAAGUGGGUGAAACAUUCAAAGUACCCUCAAGUUGCCCAAAUGUGACAAUUGACGGCUACGUCGACCCCUCUGGUGGCAACAGGUUUUGCCUGGGUGCACUGAGUAAUGUGCACCGAACUGACCAAAGUGAGAGAGCGAGACUACAUAUUGGCAAAGGGGUACAAUUAGACUUAAGGGGCGAAGGAGACGUUUGGUUACGCUGUUUAAGCGACCAUUCGGUUUUCGUCCAGAGUUAUUAUCUGGAUAGGGAGGCUGGACGACAACCUGGCGAUGCGGUACACAAAAUUUACCCUUCAGCUUACAUAAAGGUUUUUGAUCUGAGGCAAUGCCACAACCAGAUGACCACUCAAGCGGCCACAGCACAAGCAGCGGCGGCGGCACAGGCGGCGGCGGUGGCGGGACACAUCCCUGGACCACAUUCAGUGGGCGGGAUAGCGCCAGCUAUAAGUUUAUCGGCUGCAACAGGAAUAGGGGUUGACGAUUUGCGCAGACUUUGCAUUCUGCGUCUUAGUUUUGUUAAAGGCUGGGGUCCGGAUUAUCCCCGACAGUCGAUAAAAGAGACUCCAUGUUGGGUAGAAAUUCAUUUGCACCGAGCACUGCAAUUACUGGAUGAAGUGCUUCAUACUAUGCCGAUAGAUGGACCACGUGGUAUAGAAUAAGAUGGUCGGACUGUUCUCAUUUAAAUGUUUUUGUGUCCAUUUUUAAACAUUUUGGUAGUCAAACAACGAUUGUUGUCAAUUCCGAAUUUUUUCUUGUAAUAAUUGGCUUGAUGAGACAGCGGCAAGUUUGACAAAAUAUUUUAUAAAUGAGUAGUUUAAACGUUAGUUAUAAGUUUGUAAAUUACGCUUAUAUAAUACUUAAUUUAAUAAGAGCGGAUUCAUUUAGUUUGUAGUGAUAUUCACUUCUUUUUUACAUAAAUAUAUAUUUUGUAAAUACCUUACAAACAAUUGCCUUACAGUCGAACAGAACUUUUCAUAUAUUUUCUUAAAAAUUAUGAUAAAUCUUUGUUUGUCAUUUGGUUUGUGCCAUUUUAUUUUGUACAAGAUGGAUGCCAAAUUUGAAAUAGUUAUCGCACACGAUAUGAUGAGGGUAAAUAUUUAUAUACAUUAGGCUGUGAAAAACUGUGUAGUGUGUAAGUUUUUUCGUUUUUGUUGCUUGAUAUUAAUGUGGUAGUGAAUGUCUUAUUUAAGAAACCUUUUUUGUAUUCUUUCUAAUCACAAGUACCUAGCAAACUGCAAUUUUUUCAUUUGCUGUGUAAAUGUAGAUAAGUAGAAUAUAGAUAUUAUCUAUGACACAAUGUAUGUUACAUUUUUUUGAAAAUUACACUAUUAUGACAUGUAA